CUUCAGUAGACCUUACUGAGCAUGGGCUGAUCGCGCACGCAUGCGCAGGAGCAGCCAUCGGCCCCGCCGGGCUCGGACAGUAAGUAACGCUACCCUUGAGGGGAGAGCUGGUGUGUGAGGCUCGGGCUGGGCCACGCCCCUCUGUGGGCGGGGCCCGGAUCCGCCCCGCCCCGGCCCGCGCGGAGGAGCGGUCCGAGAGCCGGCCUGUGUCCCGGUCGGCUCCUGUCCCCGUCCCCGUCCCCGCUCCGGCCGCCGGCGUCAUGCAGGAGGCCGCGUCCGCAGCCCGGCUGGGCACCAUCCUACGGCACCUCUGCCCCCGGACCGGCGCAGCCGCCCUCACAGCAUUUCCUACUUCAGCACAAAUUGCUUCUGUUAAACACCCAGUGGAGUUUCAUUACACCCUGGACAAUAACCUUUUAACUCCAGAGCAGAGGCACUUUUAUGAUGAAAAUGGUUACCUGCUCAUUAAAAACCUGGUUUCUGGUGAAGACAUUGAGCGUUUCAGAAGUCAGUUUGCAAAGAUCUGUAAAAAGGAGGUACAGGUGCCUGGUUUAAUCAUAAUGAGGGAUGUGGCCAUUGCUAAAUCGGAGUUUGUUCCAGAUCAAAAAGCAGUUACUAAAGUACAGGAUUUUCAGGAAGAUGAAGAGCUCUUCAGAUAUUGUACCAUGCCUCAGAUCCUAAAAUACGUUGAGUGCUUCACAGGGCCAAACAUCAUGGCCAUGCACACGAUGUUGAUAAAUAAACCUCCAGAUUCUGGCAAGAAGAGCUCUCGCCAUCCCAUGCAUCAGGAUUUGCACUACUUUCCAUUCCGGCCUGCAGAUCUCAUUGUGUGUGCCUGGACCGCUAUGGAGCGGAUAGAUCGCAGCAAUGGCUGCUUGGUUGUUUUGCCAGGAACACACAAGGGUUCCCUGAAGCAACACGAUUACCCUGAUUGGGAGGGUGGGGUUAACAAGAUGUACCAUGGGGUGCGUGAUUACAACAAAAACCUUCCCAGGGUUCACCUUGUUAUGGAGAAGGGAGACACAGUAUUCUUCCAUCCCUUGUUGAUUCAUGGCUCUGGAAUGAACAGAACUCAAGGCUUCCGGAAGGCGAUAUCUUGUCACUAUGCUAGUGCAGGUUGCCACUAUAUUGAAGUCAAGGGCACUAGUCAAGAAAACAUUGAGAAAGAAGUUGUAGAAAUUGCACAAAGAAAAUAUGGUGUGAGCACGCCUAUCACGCUGAAGGAUACUUGGAUGGUACGAGGGCGGCUUGUAAAAGGAGAAAGAACUAAUCUUUAGAACAGUUUUUGAAUGGCAGAGUUAGAAAAAUGUGUACCUGAGCAUUGUGUUCCCUGAUCAGAAACCAUGGUCCUCACAAAUUUGCAUUGCAUUUGUUAGAAUUUAUCCAAAUAUUGCACCGAACGUUCAUUUACAACAAAUUAGUCAUACAAAAUAUUGUAAUAUGAAUGUACUGAAGUUUAACAAAAUUUAGCUAAUAUAUACUUGGCAUAUUUUUAACCUGUUAACUACAGUAAAGACUUCUAUUUUUGUAAUUUUAAAAAUCAUUUGUUUUAAAAUCCACUGCUUAUGAAAUGGAUGAGAACUCCCAUCAAAUCAGCUCUUUAAAUACUCAACACUGUUACUUAAGAACCAAUUUGGAUUCAGAUGGGUCUAUCCUGAUGUAAUUUUUGGCUGCUAUUAAUGUAACUUUUAUGCUGACUAAUGGCUAUAGUGAGUCUAACCCUGGGUGGAAAAAAACAGUUGCAUCAUCUAGCCCUUUACCUUUGCUGGAGCAUGACUGUAUAUUUUCUAGUCCUUUGUCCAGUUUAUUAAAUGUCUGAAGCGAUUGUGCUUUUACCAAUUCCUUUGGGAGGCUAUUGUGGAAUCUAAUAGAUCUCACUGCCAAGAAGUCUUUCCUAAUAUUUAACCUACAUUCCCCCUCUUUAAUUUUCUACCAUUACUCCCUAUCUUCCUAAAUAAUUCUUCUCUCCUUUUUACUUAAGCUUCAAAUAAUAAGCUUGUGUGUGUGUGUAUGUAAAAUUCAUGGUAACUAACAUGUACUGUAUUGAAAUGAACACAAUUUGGAGAAAAAUGUCCUCUACCCCUUAAAGACAUGUAAUAUUCUGAUCAGAAGCAAAGUAAUUUUAACUGUGGUGUGGUAGUCACUGUGACAGUGGUUAUCUCUGUGGACAGUGAAUUCAUUUGAAACUAGUUGUGUGGGAUUGAGUAAUUUAUCUUUAACCUUACUUGCAUCCUUUCCCAUUUUAAACAGAGGAGGGGUUUCCUCUUUUGACUCUGGCAUCUGUAGGGGUAGACUGGGUAGUUGACUCCAGUGCAGGAAAAUUAUACAGAAUGAAAGAAAAUAAAUAUAUUAAAUAAAAAUGGGAAGAAUGGGGAUGCUCAUUAUAAUUAUCACGGGGCAUAAUAUCUGGUGUACUGAAAUGCAGUUUUUUAAAUCAUUGUUUUGUUUCAAAAAUAAAAAUGUUUUUGAAAUGCAGAUUAAACUAGAGCAAAAACCAAGUAUGGGCGCAUUGUAUUAUUUUUACAUAUUAGUCUGGUGACAGAUGUUAUAGAAAACCCUUAUGACAGAAAGAUUGUGGGUUGUGGUGAUUGAUGAUCCUGUCAAUUUCAUGAUCCUUUUAACAGGUAGCCUUAAAACUAUUCCAUAAAUAGUUAAAAUAUGCUUAACCUGAAAACCUGGAGAUCAUUUCUGUGGCAUCUUUGUGCCUGAUGGAAAGCCCACUGAAUUUCUCUCGCGGAGCCCUCUUCAAUUAAUUGAAGUCUUUCUGGUGACUUCAGUAGGCUUUGGAUCAGGCUUUUUCUAACUACCUUCAUGGGAUCUUUGUGAUGAUAUCUGACAGGAACACCUUAAAGACAAGAUUCACUAGCAGACUUGAUUCUUUAGGGCUUUGUGCAUGUAACUUAGCUGACAGCAGAGGGAGCUGUGGCCAUGGAAGAGCUGCAGAUUUUCUCAAAUUCCCAGCCAGCAAACCCUUUUUUAAAGAUGGAGUUAAGUUUGAGUUAAAUUUAUCACUUCAGGAAAAACCCCUUAAGCAAAUGUUACAGGAUUCUGUAAAAAUCAUUUUGGCUGUAAAUUCAAAAUUACAUUUUCACAUUCCUUAAAGAGUAUGGAAAGACACAGUUAAGAUCACCUGUAUAACCUAAACUCAGCCUUUCUUCUACCUGUGAACCACCAGAGUUAGAAACAAUGACAAAAUGUUCAUUGACUUCAGUGGGAGCUGGAUUGGGCCCAGCAUGAGCCUUGAAUUGUGUGUGCGCACACAUGGUAUUAUAGGAUGCAACAAUAAACACAUUUCAUUAAGCUAAUUUAGCCUUCAUCAGGGAUAACACGCAGUUAUAUCAUCUAAACCAUACCUGUGCCAUGCAAGUAUCCAUUCUGUGAAUCCCACCCUCAGGUGCUUAUUUCUCCCCAUUCAUUGUGCAGGGAGCCAAGGCACCUAACUCAGGCUUUGUGAAUCCCAGUGAUUUUUCUAGUUGCCCAAAAGUUAGAUGGUGCCAUGUUUCCUUGUGACUCCCAUCUGAUGUAGAUCAUAGGUCAUCCAAAUAGCAAAUGAGACAUGGUCAUUCCCUGCGUACACAAUACCAGAAUGAAGCCAGUGGGGAAAUGCUUUUUGGCAAAUAGUGUUGGAGUGCUGCCACGGAUUAUGCAAAGCAAGUUGUUGAGCUGUUAGUUGGUCUUAUGGGAGCCAACCAGAAUCAUCCCUUGGAAAAAGGCCUCUCCCUCAUCUCCCUGGUACAGUCCCCUUCACCCCCUAGCAAUUUGUCCCAAUUUCUGUUCCCUUCAGUGCCUGAAGACCCAGCUCCCUGCACCGCUGUAUUCUCCCCUCCUCAUUGCCUCAGCACCAGCAGGGGGAAGCACUGAGAAUACAGCAUAGAGCAGUGGUUCUCAAACUUUUGUACUGGUGACCCCUUUCACAAAGCAAGCCUCUGAGGGUGACCAUCCCCCCCUUAUAAAUUAAAAACAGUUUUUACAUAUUUAAUACCAUUAUAAAUGCUGGAGGCAAAGCAGGGUUGGGGUGGAGGUUGACAGCUUGUGACCCCGCCUGUGUAAUAACCUUGUGACCCCCUGAGGGCUCCCAACCCCCAGUUUGAGAACUCCUGGCAUAGACAGCCUCCCUCCUUUCAGCCCCAGUUCUUGGACCUACAGUAGCCGGGAGCAGCAAUUGCAGGGUUGGUCCUGCUCAGCUUCUGCAGCUGUGGACUGGAGCAUGCCCAGUCAUGCUGUGGAGAUGGUGUAUGCACAAUCCAGUCCGCACAUCUCAGCAGUGGGGGGAUGAAGCACACUUAGUCACUGAAGCAGUGACUCACUCCCAGGUGAGUGCCCCCUGGGCUGGGCUAUAAGGUCAUAUUUUCUCUCUCUUUCUAACCCCCAUCCCCAAUGAGUGAUUAAGCAUUGUAUACAAAGUAAAGAAGCUUCAAUAGGCAAGACUGAGAUACCCCAUAGCUCAGUAGUUAGGGCACUCUUGUGGGAGAUGAGAAACUUCAUUUCAAGUCCCUGCUCCACAUCAGAGGAGGAAUGUGUAUCAUAACUGCCCACGGCGGGGACUGCUAUAACCAGCAGGCUAUUGGGCGUAAGGGGGAGAACCACCUCCUCCAGCUGUGUUUUGUGCAGGACCUGAUCCAUUAGACACGUUUUGAGGCCACCUAGGUGAGACAGCUGGGGGAAUGCCUACUAUGUGACUCUCCCCCAGGAGUUAGGCACUGAACUACAGGAUUUAAGAGGCUGAGUGCAUGCCCAUUGGCAGAAAUUUAGGCAUCUGGAGGACCUUACUGGUGGAAACGUAGAGGCUGGGGGAUUUUUAGGUACCUAUAGGGUUAGGCAGCAGCCUUGAAGCUGUUAGUGUCUACGUGGUGGUGUCAGGUGCCUAAAUAUCUUUGAGGAUCCAGCCCUUUGUGCCUCAGUUCCUUUAUGUAAAAUGGGGAUAAUAGCACAUCCCCCCCAGGGGUGAUGUGGGGAUAGGUCUUUUAAAGAUCGUGAGGUGCUCGUAUAAGUACCUCAGAUAGGCAAUAGGUAGUAAAGGUGUGAGAGCACAGCCGCAGGGGGGGGAGUUGCCAUUCAGAAAGAGCUGCUGCUGUCUCCACUGCUCUUACCUGGGAGUGUCAUGCUUGUAAAUGACAUCCGAGUCCAGUGCAGGUUGACUAGGGCCUGGUCUACAUUACCAAGUUUUGCCAGCAUAGCUGUGUCAGCUAGGAGUGUGCGGGGAAAAAAAUCGCAGGCCCUCGGUUCGCUUAGGUGGUUCCCUGCUCAUCUGGCUGGCUUCUGAGGGCCCCUUUCCCAGAGUAUGUCUACACUGCAAUUAAGCAUCUGUAGCUGACCUGUGUCAACUGACUCGGGCUUAUGGGGCUCGGGCUACUGGGUCGUAAAACUGCAGUGUAGACGUUCAGGCUUUGGCUGGAGCCUGAGCUCCAGCAACCUGCAAAGGGGGAAGGUCCCAGAGUCCAGGCUCCAAACAUCUAUGCUGCAAUUUUGCAGCCCUGCAUCCCGAGCCCUGCAAACCUGAGCCAGCUGACAUGGGCCUGCCACAAGUGUUUAACUGCAGUGUAGACGUACCCUCAAGCGCCUAACUCUCCAUGUGCAUUGUAUUACUCCUGGGGGAAUUCUGCGCACAACAUUUUACAAUUCUGCAAAUUUUAUUUUUCAAAAUAACAAUAUAAUCCUGCCCGUUUCAAUUAUUUUGGUAACUUAUUUCAAAAUACCUGUCUACAAAUAUGUACAAUACAGACAAAAAAAAGAUUCAGGAAAUGUUUUUUGACAAAUAGAUUCCUUACUAGGCAUAUUAAUGCAGAUAUUUGAGUAAUAAUUUACUUAACCUACAACAUUUACAGAAAUGUGUUUCCUGGACGCCCCAGAAGCAGUGCGAAGGCUUGGAGUUGUCAGGAGGAGCUGAGGGAAAGGGAAGUAAUUGCUGGGAAAGAGCCUGGUAGUGAACCUGGAGGACUGUUGGACAUGGGUAGGAGAAGCUUGAUUGUGGGGCGGCUGACCCUGUGAAAUCCUUGCUGGAAAUCCUCAGUGACUGAAUUCUGGCUCUCCAUGGACUUUUCUCUAGGAAUUGUGUUGAAGUGCCAGGAGAGGAGAGUGUCAAGCUGCCCAUUCACCAAUCAUCUGUGGACUCUCGGCAACUUUUAACCCAUUUUACUCCCAGUCCUGCAAAACUUUAGUAGACAAAACUUCAAUGAAUUCAUUGGCGCUACUGGCAUGAGUAAAGUGAGCAGGAUUUUGUUAGAGCUCCAGCACAAUAGGAUUUUCAUAGCAUUGUGCCUCCAGUGUGGGAAGCAGGAUCAUCCUUUAAAUGUGGACAUUCCAAACGAGGAUUCUGACCUGUCAAAAGAAAGCCUGGAACUGUAUAAAAACACCUGGGGUCCUGAUCCUUUUCAUCUCAGAUCUGCUUAAUGCUUCAUGCAGGGGAAUCUUAAACCAUGAGGCUGAGAUCUCCAGUCCUAAUCUGGAUCACCCUCAAUAUGAGCAUUGGACUAUAACCUAUGGAUUAAUUCUAAAAGAACUCUUUGCAACUACAAAGCUCACCAUCUCUACUAUGAAUCUAAUCUCAAAACUGUACUCAUGUCUAUAUGUAUAGUGAUCUUUUAACCAAUAAUCUCUCUUUUCUUUUUAAAUAAAUUUUAGUUUAGUUAAUAA
This is a messenger RNA of Chelonia mydas (Green sea turtle), 6633 nucleotides long. RefSeq names its product phytanoyl-CoA 2-hydroxylase (gene PHYH). Gene Ontology annotation, molecular function: phytanoyl-CoA dioxygenase activity. The coding region runs from base 261 to 1277 and encodes 338 amino acids. Gene Ontology annotation, biological process: fatty acid alpha-oxidation. The record is from RefSeq and is a predicted model, not a curated record. NCBI's taxonomy places the organism in Eukaryota, Metazoa, Chordata, Testudines, Cheloniidae. The transcript has 13 exons.